CACGCCGCGCGGAAACGGGCGUUGCUGGCGGCCAACGAGGAGGAGGACCGCGAGAUCCGCAAGCUGGAGCGCCGCCUGGGCCUCAGCAAGCGCCGGAGGCGGGGCGACGCCAGCGCCGUGCCGCUCAGCUUCGCCCGCGACGGGCUCGACUACAUCCUGGGCGCCCUCGGGUCGGGGGCUGGCAGCGGCCUGUACGACAGCGGCGGGGACAGCGAGGCCGACGGGGACAGCGGCGGGGAGGCGGAGAGCGACGGGGACAGCGAGAGCGACGGGGACAGCGAGGCCGAGAGCGACGGGGACAGCGACGCCGAGGAUGGGAGCGGGGAGCAGGAGGACCUGGACGAGCAGGAGGCCGGAGCGCGGAGCGAGCAGGAGCAGGAGGCGCUGGAGGACAAGCGGGAAGAAGAACCAGCCGGCGGGAGGGCGAAGGAGAAGGGGAGGAACCGGAGAGUCCGUUUUGCGGAGGACGCGGGAGGGAGUGAAAAUUCCCCGGCGGCGGCUGUUGCCGCAGCGGACCAGCAGAGUCUUGGUGAAAAGUACAUCCCCCCUCACGUGCGGCGCACUGAGGAGACAGUGGACGCUCAGAAGAGAGAAGAGAGGGAGAGGCUAAGGAAGCAUGUCCAAGGUCUAAUUAACAGGCUGAGUGAGCCGAACAUGGCCUCCAUAAGCGGGCAGCUGGAGGAGCUGUACAUGGCCCACAGCAGGAAGGACAUGAAUGACACGCUGACCGGCAUCCUCGUGAGCGCCUGUGCUCCGGGCAUGGCCAUGCCCAGUCGGCUGGUGAUGGAGCACGUGCUCCUUGUCAGCAUCCUGCACCGCACCGUGGGGACAGAGGUUGGAGCUCACUUUCUGGAGGCCGUGGUGAGGAAGUUUGACGACGUCUAUAAAAAGGGAGGCGAAGGCAAAGAGUGUGACAACCUGUUCACCAUCAUCGCCCAUUUGUACAACUUCCACGUGGUUCAGUCUCUCCUCAUCUUUGACAUUCUGAAAAAACUUAUUGGAACUUUCACAGAGAAAGACAUAGAACUGAUCCUGUUAAUGCUGAAAAAUGUGGGCUUUUCGUUGAGAAAAGACGAUGCUUUGUCACUUAAGGAGCUGAUCGCAGAGACACAGGCCAAAGCCAGUGGGGCAGGUGGCAAGUUCCAGGACCAGACCAGGAUUCGCUUUAUGCUGGAGACGAUGUUGGCCCUGAAGAACAAUGACAUGCGAAAGAUUCCGGGCUAUGACCCUGAGCCUGUAGAGAAACUAAGGAAAUUGCAAAGAGCCUUGAUACGCGGUGCCGGCUCGGGCACAGAAUCUCAACUGCGUGUGUCCUGGGACAGCGUCCUGAAUGCUGAGCAGACUGGGCGCUGGUGGAUAGUGGGGUCCGCCUGGAGUGGGGCCCCAAUGAUCGACAGCAGUCAGCAGAAGGCACCACAGAAGCCGCUUACAGGCACAGUUAGCGCGAAGAUGCUGGAGCUUGCCCGCAAGCAGAGGAUGAACACCGAUGUCAGGAGAAACAUAUUUUGUACAAUUAUGACCAGUGAAGAUUUCCUGGACGCAUUUGAGAAGCUUCUAAAGCUUGGCCUCAAGGAUCAGCAGGAGCGGGAGGUCAUCCACGUGCUCAUGGAUUGCUGCCUUCAGGAGAAGACGUACAACCCUUUCUACGCCUUCCUGGCCGGCAAGUUCUGCGGCUAUGAGAGGAGGUUCCAGAUGACGUUCCAGUUCAGCAUAUGGGACAAGUUUCGAGACUUAGAGAGCUUGCCGGCCAGCAACUUCUCCAAUCUGGUGCACCUGGUGGCCCACUUGUUGAAGACCAAAUCCCUCCCACUUUCCAUUUUAAAGGUGGUUGAAUUCAGCGAAUUGGAUAAACCCAGAGUCCACUUUUUACGGAAAGUGCUACACAUGCUGUUAAUGGAAACAGAAGUUGAGGACCUUGGUCUAAUUUUCACAAGGGUGUCGGACAACCCAAAGCUGGGCAUGCUGCGCGAGGGUCUGAAGCUCUUCAUCAGCCACUUCCUGCUGAAGAGUGCGCGGGCGCACUGCAGUGCCGAGGAGGCCAGUGUGCUGCGGGAGAGGGCCGAGCUCGCCACCAAGGCCCUGCAGGGGAGGGCCUCGCUGAGAAUGUAGGGAGGGUUGUCUGCCGGGCGCCCUUUCUGAACCCAAAGGCCUGUUACUCUGCUGACUGUAAUAGCUAGGAGAGCCGUAUCCUAGUCUGUCGUAUUUAAAAUAUUGUAUUUUGAUACAGUUUUUGAUGCAAGGU
Messenger RNA from Miniopterus natalensis, 2242 nucleotides. RefSeq names its product nucleolar protein with MIF4G domain 1 (gene NOM1). Gene Ontology annotation, cellular component: nucleolus. Lineage: Eukaryota; Metazoa; Chordata; Mammalia; Chiroptera; Miniopteridae. Gene Ontology annotation, molecular function: RNA binding; protein binding. The record is from RefSeq and is a predicted model, not a curated record. Gene Ontology annotation, biological process: ribosomal small subunit biogenesis.